This is a messenger RNA of Ooceraea biroi (clonal raider ant), 5656 nucleotides long. RefSeq lists its product as uncharacterized. Lineage: Eukaryota; Metazoa; Arthropoda; Insecta; Hymenoptera; Formicidae. The record is from RefSeq and is a predicted model, not a curated record.
UACAUAGAAAGCCAUAUCGAGUGUUUGACGGGCAUUAGAAGCGACUAUUCUCUUUCCUCUCUUCAAACUCCUUGUAUAACAAUCUCCGUAUUGUUUGCAUAAUUCGAGAAAUGUUUCGCGGAAGUGUGAAGUUGCUGUUUCUGUCGCGUCUACUGCUCGUUUCCUGCGUGAACGACAACAUCCUGGUGCGAGAUUACUUUACGCACAGAGGCGUGUCCAGAGUCGUAGGAUUUGCUUGCGGCAAUCGCGAAAAUGACGUAAAAUUCAUGAAGACGUUGAACGACGUUUUCUUAAUCGCAUCAAUUUGGAAUCUCGACUCUGUGAUUGGAUCAUCCGCGCACAGCUUGAGGAUGCUCCUGCAGAACAACUAUCGCAAUUUAGGCGUUUACGUGGACGCGCGAUGCGACAAUUACAAUUACACCGUAAUUUAUUCCGAGGCUACAAAAUAUUUUAUGUACGACGAAAUGCACAAAUGGCUGAUCUUGGGACGGAAGUUGGACGACAUCGUGCAAUCACUGAACGAUGAUGCCUUCGACGUGGUAACCGAUGUUGCGAUCGCCGUACCGUCUCUCACUGGUUACGAUCUGUACGACGUCUACAACCCUUGCAAGGCUCGCGGUGGCUCUUUGAACGUGACCGCUUUGGGAUUCUGGACCGAAAAGUCUGGCGUGUCGAUCAGAUUGGAGCAAUCCAAGUAUCAGAGAAGAUUCGACUUGCAUGGCAUGAAACUCAAAGUGGGAAUCUUGCUAUCACGAAAAUUCUACAAUUUGUCAAUGGAUGAUACCAUUCUGAAUCAAGGGUUGAAGGCGAAAUACGGUCGGUCUCGAUUUCUUUACACGCUCUUGUUAUACAUGGCUGAUCUCUUUAACUUUACUAUGGAAAUCGUGGAAUUGAAUCCGAGAAAACGGCAGGAUAAUACCGCGCCGAUAUUUCUCGCUUUUCAAAAGCAACAGAUAGACAUAUCAGCCAGUCCGAUCGUGAUGAACACGGAAAGAUUAAGCAUGGGAGAUAUUAUUGGUCCGGUAUGGCCGAUGCGAUCGUGUUUUCUAUUUCGGACGAUAUCCUCAGCGGAGAUGAAAGCAAAGCAGUUCUUGCGGCCGUUAGACGUUAAGGUGUGGUACGUGAUACUCUGCACGAUAGUGAUCGCUACAUCGGUUCUGGUGAUACUCAUUAGACAGGAAGGCAUUCGCAGUGUCACAGAAGGCUACGACCUCUCUGUUCUUCUUACCAUAGGCGUUAUGUCGCAACAAGGUUCCGUGUUCGUUCCGGUCCAUUACGCGGGUCGCGUAGCGUUCUUACAUAUCUUGCUCUUCAGCGUAUUGAUCAUGAACUACUAUUCGGCGAGCGUCGUGUCGGAUCGAUUGAAGAACAAAGCCGAGAAGAUGAAUGACUCGUUGAUCACUUUGGCGAACAGCAAUUUGAAAGUGGCCGCCGAAUCUACACCGUACAUUCGUUCCUUACUACAGUCACCAGAAAAAGAGAUGCGAUAUUUUAACGAGAAGCGAUGGGACAGAAUACCGGAGUCUAAGCGAUAUCUGCCUCUGGCUGAGGGUCUGAAUCGAGUGGCUACAGGCGGCCUGGCUUAUCACACAUCAGUCGAUGCCGCGUAUCCGUACAUUGAUCGGCAUUUCUACCCGCGGAUGAUAUGCGAGUUAACGGAAGUUCAUCUUUUCCGUGCGGUCCUCGCUCUUUGGACCAAGCACAAGAGUCCGUUCACCCCGUUAUUGAGAGUCGGCUUGGCAAAAAUGUACGACACGGGAAUACGUAAGCGACAACUGAAACGCUGGUCGGCGAGAAAGCCCUACUGCCCGAGAAACAUGCUGAUCGCCGAGCCCCUGUCGAUCCAGGAAGCAACACCCGUUUUCGUGUUCCUCACUAUUGCUACUACGCUGGCCAUCGUGAUUUGCAUAAUGGAAAACUUGAUUUACUGGAUAUGUGGUCCACGAGAUGAUGCUUACAAAGUUGGUAUAUUCACGAUCAUCAAGGAAUACGACGGACGCAUCAACAUGCGACGGUUCUUAAACACCGAGACUUGGACCUUAGGAGUCAUCGUGGACUUGCGAUGCCACAACGAAAGCGCUGUGGCCAUCUUCGCCGAGACUUCCAGAUAUCGUAUGUACGAUUACUCGUACCGCUGGUUGGUCCUGGGAUCGAAACUGAACAGCAGCACGACGCUCCUGAACGACAGCGCUUACAGCAUGACUACUGAUCUCACGCUCGCGAUAACAAAUGGCAGUGGCUACGAUUUGUACGACGUUUAUAAUCACUGCAAGUAUCGAGGAGGUACUCUGAACGUGACGAGAUUAGGCUCGUGGCGACGAGAAACCGGUCUCGUCAUUACUCUGACGCAGCCACUGGUCCAGAGGAGGGCCAACAUGCAUGGCAUAACACUGAAGAUUUCGGGCGUGAUCCAAUAUAGACCGAAAAACAUGCGGUUGGAGGAUUACAUGCACGACAUCAACACCAGAUCCUUGGACAGCAUGCAUAAAUUUGUGUACGCGAUGGUAUCUCACACCAGUGAUCUUUUCAACUUCAGUGUACACGCUUCGGAAAUCGUUUAUUGGGAUCGUCACAGCGUGCACGGCCUGAUAUUCGAAAUAUUACAGUCAAAUUACAUUGAUUUCGCGAGUAACCCCAGGAUUAUGGUGUCCGAGAGAUUAGAGUACGCCAACCUCAUCGGCGCGGCAUGGCCGAUCAGACCCUGCUUUAUGCUGCUGUCCACUACAUCGACUAAAAUUAAGUUUGCGAUCUUCUUGAAACCUUUCGCAUUCUCGACUUGGUACCUGGGUGCCGUCUUUAUGGUGCUUUUCAUGUUCGUAAUGAGAAUAAUAAUGAAACGCGAGGAAGCAAGCAAACAAGAAGAGUAUUCCAGCGCCAUGGUCCUUACUAUUGGCAUCAUCGCUCAACAAGGUGCGACUUUCUUCCCAAAUCAUAUACCGGGUCGCAUCGCGCUUUUGCAAAUUCUCGUAUUCACCUGGCUCAUGUUCAACUAUUACUCGGGCAGUAUCGUAUCAGCUCGUUUAAGUGAGCCGCUCGAUAAGAUGGAGGACGACGUGACGACCCUCGCGGACAGCAAGAUCAAGAUUGCUGCGGAGGCUGUACCGUAUUUGAAUUACUUCCUAUACAAACUCAAUUCGGAGUCGAAUUACUUCAGGAAGAAACGUUGGGAUUCAUUGCCGGAGUCGAAGCGAUACAUGCCGAUAGAAGAGGGCAUGAAAGAAGUGAGCGAGGGCACCCUGGCCUAUCACACCGACCCCAACACGGCGUAUCCAUACGUCGAAAGAAUGUUCGAUCCGAACAAGAUUUGCGAGUUGACGGAGAUACAUCUGUUCAAGCAGUCCGUCAUGGGCAUGUACGCCAGUCGCAAUGGACAAUUUACAGAGUUGGCGAAGAUUGGACUGUCCAAGAUGUUCAAUACCGGGUUACGUGAUCGACAGAUAAAGUAUUGGUCGAGCAGGAAACCUCAGUGCCAGCUCGAUACUUUAUCCACGAGAAGCAUAUCCGUAUACGAGACUGCUCCGGCUCUGAUUUUGUUAGCCUUCGGUAUACUUGUCGGCUGUGGAAUAUGCGUCGUCGAGAAUAUCAUUUAUUAUCGAUCCAUGAGCGAGCCUCUUAGUCUUGGAGUCUAUAUACGAGGAAGGAUGCAGCUGUUAGGUUUCUUCCUCUUGCAAAUGUUCAUCGUCGUUACGUACGCACAAAUCAGUCUCAUUAUUCGAGAUUAUUUCCUUUAUAAGAAAGUAACCAGAGUAGUGGGAUUCUCUUGCGGGGAUGUGGAAGAUGAUUUUCAUACGAUGAAGCUGUUGAAUGAUAUUGGGAUUUCCACGGCGAUUAGGCCGGCUGGACUCCAAGUCGAUCUUCUGAGAUAUCUCAGGACUGAUUGGACUUUAGGUGUGUUCGUGGAUGUGCGAUGCCCGAACCAGAACGUUAGCGGCAUCUUCGAUGAAGCUUCUGCACAUCACAUGUUCGACUACUCGUACAAUUGGUUGAUCCUAGGAAGCAACAGGAGCCACAGUGUGGAUACCUUGAACGACACCAGCUUCAGCAUUGUUACGGAUCUCGCGAUUCUGUUGCCGGACGAGUCCGAUUAUAUUCUCUACGAUGUAUACAAUCUUUGUAAGAUACGCGGCAGUGCACUGAACGUCACGAAAUUAGGCACUUGGCAAAAGGACGGCGGACUCGUGAUAACUUUGACUGGCUCGAAGAUCGCCAGACGACGGAAUUUUCGUGGACUACGCGCCAUAUCGAUUGGAAUAGUGUUACACAGGCCGGAAAACAUGAGUUUGGUGGAUUAUCUGGAGGGCGACAGCUACGAAGUAAUGGAUAACUGGCCGAAAUUUGGACACACUAUGCUGUCACAUGUCGGAGACAUGUUCAAUUUCACUUUGGACGUCAUGGAGCAUACUCGCUGGGAGAAAAACGACAGCGUGGGUCCUGUGAUGAAUACUUUGAAAAGGGGCGAAGCUGAUCUAGGCUAUUAUCCUUCCAUUUUGACAAUCGAGAGAUACGGAUACGCGCGUGUUAUACUUCCACAAUGGCCCACACGGACCUGUUUCAUGUUUCGCACUAUACCAGAGAUGAAGAUGAAACCCUGGAUAAUAUUAAAGCCGUUCGCAGUGGACACGUGGUACAUGAUUAUCGUGAUCGUGGUGGUCACUGUCCUCCUCUUAUCAUUCAUACUGAAGCUAGAACAUGCUGAGGACUAUGGAUAUAGCAUCUCGGCGCUAAUCACGGUCGCCGCGUUGUGUCAGCAAGGUGUGCCCACUUUUACUGAUCAAACGGCCAGUCGUAUCGCCUUCAUUCAAAUCACCGUUUUCGGCUUGCUAGUGUACAACUACUAUUCGGCGGCGAUAGUGUCAGCGAGAUUGAACGAGCCUCUCCAAAAGAUGAACGACUCGUUGUACUCGCUGAUACGCAGCAAAAUGCCGCUCGCCGCCGAGAUGAAUAUCUUCUUCGACUUUUUGCUGCGAAAUCCAAGGCCGGAGGUGCAGUACUUCAAGCGUUAUUGGAAUCGUAUACCGGAAUCGAAGAGAUUCCUCACUAUUGAGGAGGGCGUGGAGAGAAUGAAGAAGGGAGGCUUCGCUUACCAUGCCGAUCCGGACGAUAUUUAUCCGACCAUCUCACACGCAUUCGACAAGCAGAUGAUUUGCCAACUCACGGAGGUACAUCUGCUAGCACCCUCCGAGCUGGGGCUGUGGACCAAUCACAAAAGUCAGUUUCACGAAAUCUCCAAAAUAGGGUUAAUAAAGAUAUCCACCUCGGGACUUCGACGGAGAGAAAUACGUCGCAGAAUGGCUAUGAAACCUUAUUGCCCGACCGACGAGUUGUUCGUCUCCAGCAUCACCAUCUACGAAGCGGCGCCGAUCUUGAUUCUCCUGCUGUUCGGCAUGCUAAUUUCGCUUAUUGUAUUAGCUAUGGAGUACCUGAUCUUCCACGUGACGAGCUCGAAACCAACGAAACUAGAUAUCAAAUCUCAUAAAAAGAAUAAAAUAUUAUUAUCGCAGGAUAAAAGAGCAUUUAAGGGAAAGAAGAACGUGUUUGUCGUUCCGCAAGCAAGUAGCCUUUUCCAUAAGGCACUGUUAACGAAGUAAUGAUAUAUUUAUUAUAGGUAUAGGAUUUAUGAUAGGUGAAAGAUAUAGUAAUAAAAGUAGCUGAAUAA